CGCUCAUUCACACCAGAGAAAUUUUCAAAUCUGAUUGGCUCAGAUUUGAAGAAGCGCAAGCAUGAACAACUACCAUAUCUAUGAAGCCAUCGGCCGCGGCAAAUAUUCGACUGUGUACAAAGGAAGAAAGAAGAAGACGAUCGAGUAUUUCGCGAUUAAGAGUGUGGAUAAAUCUCACAGGAGCAAGGUUCUUCAGGAAGUGAGGAUUCUUCACACCCUGGAACACUCUAAUGUGCUGAAGUUCUACUCAUGGUACGAGACAUCAGCUCAUUUAUGGUUAGUGUUGGAGUACUGUGUGGGGGGAGAUCUAAUGACUUUAUUGCAACAGGAUGGUAAGCUUCCUGAAGAUUCAGUAUACGAUUUGGCUCAUGACCUUGUCAGAGCUCUGCAGUACUUGCAUUCAAAAGGAAUUAUUUACUGUGACUUGAAACCAUCAAACAUUCUACUGGAUGAAAAUGGACGUACAAAGCUAUGCGACUUUGGAUUAGCAAGAAAACUAAGUGACAUAUCCAUGACCUCUGCUUCCCAGUUACCUCAAGCAAAGCGUGGAACUCCUUGUUACAUGGCUCCUGAAUUGUUCCAAGAUGGAGGAAUUCAUUCAUAUGCUUCGGAUUUCUGGGCUCUUGGUUGUGUGCUAUACGAGUGCUAUACCGGAAGGCCUCCAUUUGUUGACAAGGAGUUCACUCAGUUAGCAAAAUCAAUUCUUUCAGAUGCAACUCCUGCUCUUCCUGGAUCUCCAACCCGCCCGUUUGUGAAUUUGAUAAAUUCUUUAUUGAUCAAAGAUCCAGCUGAAAGGAUACAAUGGCCCGAACUAUGUAGUCAUGCUUUCUGGAAGACAAAGUUUAUUCCAUUGACAUUACCUCCUCAGCCUGCUUUUGAUAGUAUGAUUGAGCAGUCUUCAGAACCACAUCUGACAGAGCGCAAUGGAGAUAGACCUCUUCGAAACAAGAUCCCACCCAGCACCGGUGGGAAAGAUUCAAGAACUCCCAGUAAACAAGACGAAAAUUUCACUGCUGGAAUGAAAGGGGAAGAAACACUGAUCAAGGGUAGCGGCCGUAAAACUCAAACCAAGCCUUCUGGAAGAAUAGCCGAUGGAAAGCACAGGGGUGCUUCAAAUAAUAUGGGUGGUGCGAAUCUCCUCCGGCUUUCCAGAAUUGCGAAAUCAAACCUGCAGAGGGAAAAUGAGAAAGAGAACUAUCGAAGGCCGUUGCCUAAUAGCUCUAAGAAUGAGGCAGAAGUCAAAAUUGAAAACAAUGACAUGGAACUGGAUUUUGAUGAGGAUACACAAGAUGAGGGGCAUGAUGAAACUGAAGGGUCUGACAGUGCAUCCGCUACUGCUGCAGAUAAUUUAUCAACUCCAAGCAAGCAUGAGGGGAAUCUUGAAGAAAUGAAUAACAUAUUAAGCCAGUCAGACUCAUCAAAUGUGGUUGACACACCUUUACUGGAUGAUUCAAAAGCACAAGAGCAAGAAUCAGAAGACAUGGAAGUCUGCCCAGCAGCAGCCACAACACCUGGUGCUAGUCCUCAACUGAAGACUCCAAGGGUCAAAGAUGUUUCUGGGCGGGCCCUUGACUUUGAAUCCGUAAAAUCAUCUUCAGACCUCUCAGAGGUGCUAUGGCAUCCAUCCGAUCUCUCAGUUAGGCCAGUAAUGCCAAGCAGAAAAACUGAUAAAGGAUCAGAUGCAUUGCCUCCCCUUCCAUUUCAUGCAUUUCCUCCACCUGAUUUUACGAAAAUGCCUAAGGAUAAAUUGGAUAUUCUGUAUAACAAAAUUAUAGGUGUCUUGAACGGGAAUGUUAAUGGCGAGAAGCAAAAUGUUAUUAGAUACCUUGAGAUGUUAAGCACUAAUGCCGAUGCUGCCAAUAUUUUGACCAAUGGGCCAAUAAUGCUAGUUCUUAUAAAAAUGCUAAGGCAGUCAAAGGCUUUGGCUUUGCGUGUACAAAUGUCAUCACUUAUAGGCCUGUUGAUUCGCCAUUCCACUUUUAUUGGAGAUGAUUUGGCAAAUUCUGGAAUUUUAGGUGCUCUAACCGAUGGCCUAAGGGACAGACAGGAAAAAGUGAGAAGGUUUUCUAUGGCUGCUUUGGGUGAGUUGCUCUUUUACAUAUCUACUCUAAACGAUCCAGCUAGGGAUAAUAAUCCCCAGGAAUCUCCUUCCAAAGACGGCCGACCCUCUUCUAGCUGGCAGGUCCCUAAUUCAUUAAUCUCUUUGAUUUCAUCUGUCUUACGGAAAGGAGAGGAUGAUCUUACUCAGCUUUAUGCUUUGAGAACGAUUGAAAACAUUUCCAGUCAUGGAGGAUAUUGGGCCACUCGUUUCACCAGUCAAGACGUCAUUAACAACCUUUGUUAUAUAUACAGGGCUCCAGGAAAACAAGAAACCAUGAGAUUCACUGCAGCGUCAUGUUUGGUGCGUCUGGUUCGCUUCAGCCCACCUAGCAUUCAACAGGUUAUGGAGAAACUUCCUCUGAAGGAGAUUGCUUCCAGUCUUUUUAAGGGCAAUCAACGUGAGCAGCAAAUCUGUUUGAACCUCCUAAACAUGGCAAUGUUUGGAAGCCAUUUGCUGACAAAUGUUGGGCGUCACCUUCUUCCCAUAAUGGAAGACAAGAGUCUUGUUCCAUCUCUCUUGUCUCUAAUUGAGCAGGGAACCGAAGUUCUGAAGGGAAAGGCACUCCUCUUUGUGGCUCUACUUUGUAAAAACGGGAAGCGAUGUCUCUCGCACUUUUUUUGCAAUGCAAGAUUACUAUCAGCUGUGGAUAGGCUUGCAAAAGAGAGAGAUAAAUAUGUUCAGCACUGCCUAAAUGCUUUUGUGCAUGUUGUGGUGUCAACUCUACCAGGUUUGCUGGAAACUAUAACGGGAGAUAUUCAGCAACUUAUGGGAGGCAGACGCCAUGGGCCAAUUGGUAGUCUCAUCAGUCGAAGUUCUCCAAAGAACAGUAUUCAUUUCUUUCCUGUGGUUCUCCAUCUCUUAGGAAGCUCUUCAUUCAAGAAUUCAGUAGCCUCUCCACAGGUUCUACAGCUCGUUGCAAAUCUACUUAAACUGACAGAGGUGCCUUUCCAGGGCAGGGAUGACUUUCAGAUAACUCUACUACGAGUGUUGGAAUCAAUCUCGGAGGAUCCAACAUCAAUCACAAAUAACCCCAUCGUCUUCAUCCACCAGAUUCUUCCCAGCCUGGCCGCUCUAUAUAAAGGAAACAAAGAUGGAGAUGCCCGGUUUUUAUGCUUGAAGAUUUUCUUUGAUGUGAUGGUCCUUUUCCUGGAUGAAGCAUCAGAGGAUCGAGAAAGGUCCGAAGAUUUGAAGUCCGUGUCUAAUGUUCAUUUCCUCCCGCUAUACCCAUCUUUCAUUGAGGACGAAGACCCCAUUCCUAUGUAUGCUCAGAAACUGCUUGUGAUGCUCAUCGAGUCGAAUUACAUUAAAAUCUCAGACAUUCUUCACAUGAAAGCAGUCUCGCAGUGCUUCGAAUUUCUUCUGGGAGAUUUUUCGGCGAUAAAUGUCAGCAAUGUAAUGCUUUGUCUGGCUCUAGCAUCGGCCCCAGAACUCGAAACCAAGAUUAUAUCCCAAUUAAAAGUAGUGAGAAAGAUUGGUAAUCUUUUAGAGUUUGUUUACGCAAAGGAGAUGGAAGAUUUCAUCGAGCCAACACUUGGUUUGUGUAAAGCUUUCCUCUUGCGCUCGAUAAGCUCCAGGACAGGUUUUGUCUAUGCAAAGAAUCCCACACUCUUACACGAUGGCUUUAAUGAAAGCACUACUGACAAUCAACAGUGCAUCAAAGAUAUAGUAGACUUCGGCAGCAACGUGGGAGUCUUGCUAGAACUGAGCAAGUUAUGUGAGGUCAAUAUUGCUGACCUGGCGUCGGAAUGUUUGGUUUUGUUAUUCAAGUCGGCUCCAAGAGAAGCAACGAUGCACUUUCUAAUGAAUCUGUACAAGGUCUCUUUGUUACUUGAGUCGGGGAUUCAUGGUAGUAUCUCUCAUUUGGUGGUGGAGCGAAUUCUGCACGCUCUCGGCUUUUCUUGUCGGCAGUAUUUGCUGAAUGCGAUGAUCCUAUCCAUUUCUUCAUCUGAGCUGGGCGAAAAAUUGAUGCAAUUGUUUCGAGUCUUAAAAGUUCUAGCGUAAAAGGUGUUGCUUAUGCCUCUUCCCAGGUGGCUCUUUGAGUUACAGAGAGUACCUCGCUAGCUUUCAGUUCUCGAGGAACUAAAAUAGUUGCUGAGAUAAGCAGGAGUGACAUUGCUGGAGGUGUGCAUCAGCUGUAUCAGAGCAGAUGGUGACAGUCUUUGUUCAUGCUUUUUUAUUCUUUCAUUAUUAUUACAGUACCUAUGUAAUAUUGUUUUGUAUCAUAACGAAAUAUUUUGAAUGGCAACACCAUUUCUUCUUCGACCAUCCAAUUUUUGUUAUCAUGCAUAUAUCUCACUCUGGUAAAUAGUGUUGUCUUUCGGUGGGAAAAAUUCAGUUUUCGUCCCUCAGUUUGCAACAAUUUUACAUUUGGUCCCCAUGUUCAUAAAAAAUCACAUUUGGUGCCUC
This is a messenger RNA of Erythranthe guttata (spotted monkey flower), 4507 nucleotides long. Its product is annotated as kinase family with ARM repeat domain-containing protein. Gene Ontology annotation, molecular function: protein kinase activity; ATP binding; microtubule binding. Gene Ontology annotation, biological process: phragmoplast assembly; cytokinesis by cell plate formation; protein phosphorylation. NCBI's taxonomy places the organism in Eukaryota, Viridiplantae, Streptophyta, Magnoliopsida, Lamiales, Phrymaceae. The record is from RefSeq and is a predicted model, not a curated record.